Naegleria fowleri is the source of this 1278-nucleotide messenger RNA. RefSeq lists its product as uncharacterized. The coding region runs from base 1 to 1278 and encodes 425 amino acids. The transcript has a single exon. The record is from RefSeq and is a predicted model, not a curated record. Lineage: Eukaryota; Heterolobosea; Eutetramitea; Acrasida; Naegleriidae.
AUGUCCGCAGAAGGAGAAGAUUUGUUUGAUGAUUUUUUAAAUUCGAGGUUGGAGGACGAUGGAGAACACGCAACCAUUAUUAAACUCAACGAUGAUUCAUUACAUACUGAAUUGAAUGAUGAAGAAUUUGAAAAGUUGUUGAACGAAUCAGAGACUGAACCACAUCAUCAAAAGGCAUUAUCGGAAUCUACUCCUCAGAAGGCUUCUGGCAUCAAUGGUAGCACUUUAACGGAAUCGGUAGAAUCAUCAUCAUCUAUAAGUGCUUCCACACAACAGCAGCAAAUCUCCACUGAUCAAAAUAAUACCCAAGAAGAUGAUGAUGAUGGUGUGGUGAUUGAAUUUCAAUGGACCGAUGAAGAUCAAAUCAAGGACGAAACAGAUCAAGCCAAACAAAAUGAAUUAAUUUCUAAAAUUUCUAAAUUUGUCAAGAGAAAGAGAAGUACAACAUCGGAGGUUGAAAUUCCAACGACCGAGUCAUCAUCAACAACAACAACCACAACGACCACAACAAAAACAUCAGAUAGUAAUGGAGAUGGAGGUCAUCAACAAGAAAUUGUAGAAACACGAAUUAGUUUAAUGAUCUCUGAUAUUUUGAAUAGAUUUGGAAAGGUCAUGGAUAUUGAUAGUAGAGGGGAAGCCAUCGAAACGAGAAUGUCGGAUUUACGCAAAGAGGAUCCCGAUUCACUUUAUUCUUUUGCCAAGUUAAAAGAAUCGCUUCAGAGAAAACUUGUUGUUCUCGAAUGUACCAUAGGCAAUCUGUGCACAUUAAUUGAAAAGAAUGUGCAACGUAAAGGACAAUUGAGAGAAGCUAAAAAAAUACUCAAAGACCAAUUGAUCAAGGCCACUGAGGUGUGCUCAGAAAAGUCAAAUCAACUCGAAGAGGCAAAAGAAAAGUACAAGAGGAUGGAAGCUGUUUAUCAAAAAGACCGAAACCAACUCUUACAAAUUAUUGAAACACUUAAAUUGCAAAUUAAGGAUCCAGAAAAUGAGGUUGUGAAAAAUUUGAAAAUUCCAGAGGCACCAACUGUGACAUCUCUGAAUCAAGAGGAUGACUCUACCUUGUCCACUCUGACAAAAUCUCUCCUUACUUCACUUCCUGAUUCUUGGAAGAAUGUCACUUCAACACCCACCAAACCGCAACCAUCAACCUUGCAAACUUCACCUCGAAACAAAUCAAAUCGUACAUCCUCUUCUUCUUCUUCUUCUGCCACCACCUCAGAUUCUACCACCGAUCCAUUGGCUGCUGCUUCCUCUUGGUUUUCCUCUUGGAUGAAAUAA